AUGCCUGGGUUGGUGCUCUUUGGCCGACGCUGGGCCAUCGCCAGUGACGACCUGGUCUUCCCAGGGUUCUUCGAGCUGUUCCUGCGAGUGCUGUGGUGGGUCGGCAUUCUGGCUUUGUACCUCAAGCACAGGGAGAAGCUGGACUGUGCCGGUGGAGCCCUGCUCAGCAGCUACUUGGUGGUCCUCAUCGUGCUCCUGGCGGUUAUUAUAUGUGCCGUGUCCGCCAUCGUGUGUGUCAGCAUGAAAGGAACCAUCUGUAACCCUGGGCCGCGGAAAUCUAUGGCGAAGCUGCUGUACCUCCGCCUAGCGCUCUUUUUGCCAGAGGUGGUCUGGGCAUCUCUGGGGGCCGCGUGGGUGGCAGACGGAGUGGCGUGUGACAGGACUGUUGUGAACGGCAUCAUCGCAGCCGUCAUCGUCAGUUGGAUCGUCAUUGCCGCCACUGUGGUUACCAUCAUCAUCGUCUUUGACCCACUGGGGGGCAGAACGGCUCCAUAUUCCCCUGCUGGUCCCGGGCACCUGGACACUCGUGAGUCCAGCCAGCUGCUCCAUGGCCUCAGGACCGCGGCCACCAGCGUGUGGGAGACCAGGAUCAAGCUGUUGUGCUGCUGCGUCGGGGACGACGACCACACUCGAGUUGCCUUUUCGAGUACGGCAGAGCUUUUCUCAGCCUACUUUUCAGACACCGAUCUGGUGCCCAGCGACAUCGCGGCGGGCCUCACCCUCCUCCAUCAGCAGCAGGACAGCAUCAGUAACAGGCAGGAGCCUGAGGAGGUGGUCAGCCAUGGCCUGGGGCCCUCCCAGGUGAGCNNNUUGGACACAGAGUUAGAAAAUUGUCACCAUUACAUGCAGUUUGCAGCCGCCGCCUACGGCUGGCCCCUGUAUGUCUAUAGAAACCCGCUGACGGGGCUCUGCAAGGUCGGCGGAGACUGCUGCAGAAGCAGAACCACCGAGUAUGAGCUGGUUGGAGGCGAUCAGCUCACCUGCCACUUUGGCUCCAUCCUGCAGACGACAGGGCUGCAGUACCGGGACUUCAUCCACAUAAGCUUCCACGACCAGGUGUACGAGCUCCCCUUUCUAGUGGCUCUGGACCACAGAAAGGAGUCUGUUGUGGUUGCCGUGAGAGGAACCAUGUCUCUCCAGGAUGUCCUCACUGACCUGUCUGCGGAGAGUGAGCCCCUCGACUUAGGGGCCGAGCUGCAAGACUGUGUGGCACAUAAGGGCAUCGCUCAAGCCGCCCGCUAUGUUUACCGACGACUCCUCAACGACGGGAUUCUGAGCCAAGCGUUCAGCGUUGCUCCUGAGUACCGGCUGGUCCUGGUGGGGCACAGUCUGGGGGCCGGCGCCGCAGCCCUGCUGGCCCUCAUGCUGAGGGGCGCCUACCCACACGUCAGGUGCUACGCCUUUUCACCUCCCAGAGGGCUGCUGAGCAAAUCCCUCCACGAAUACUCCAAGAACUUCAUCGUGUCCCUUGUCCUCGGGAAGGACGUGAUCCCCAGGUUAAGCGUGACCAACUUGGAAGAUCUGAAGAAUAGAAUCUUACGGGUGAUCGCACACUGUAACAAGCCCAAGUACAAGAUCUUGCUGCACGGGUGCUGGUAUGAGCUGUUUGGAGGGGACCCCGACAGCUUUCCGACGGAGCUGGACGGGGGCGAGCAGGGGGACCUCACGCGGCCUCUCCUGGGGCAGCAGAGCCUGCUGGCACACUGGUCCCCGGCCUACAGCUGCUCCGACGAGUCCCCCCUGCACUCCCCGUCCAAGUACCCCCCGCUGUACCCCCCCGGCAGGAUCAUCCACCUGGAGGAAGAGGGUCCUUCGGGCAGGUUUUGCUGUUCUGCUUCACACUACACUGCCAAGUGGUCACACGAGUCAGAAUUCAGCAGGAUCCUCAUAGGCCCCAAGAUGCUGACGGACCACAUGCCAGAUGUUCUGAUGCGAGCGCUGGACCGCGUGGUCUCGGACAGAGCGGCCUGCGUUUCCUGCCUGGCUCAGGGAGCUGCUGCCAGGGACGCGGUGUAG
This is a messenger RNA of Orycteropus afer afer, 2016 nucleotides long. NCBI's taxonomy places the organism in Eukaryota, Metazoa, Chordata, Mammalia, Tubulidentata, Orycteropodidae. The record is from RefSeq and is a predicted model, not a curated record.